AUGGUAGCAGGGUUUUCCCAAGUGGGCUCAGCCAGUUACUAUUGUCCAAAGCGACGCUUUUGCACCAAAUCCAAAGCUGUCUCUUAUCCUUCUCCGAUUUAUGCAGAGGUAAUGGAUGAGUUCAGAUUGAAAGGCGUUGCCAAUUAUCCUGUUUUCAUGUCAACUUGGUCAAUAUCCCUGUUGAUGUAUGUCUUUGAUGAUUGGCGCCAGGAUUAUCUUACUAUUGGGGACUAUAAUUUCUUUUGCGAAUACAACCAAGAUCAGGCUGGUGCUCAAUUCUUAUCACCACUAAGGAAAGAGAUGGCAGCAAUUUGGGACAUGCCAAAACUUUCAGACGAGAUCCAAAUUCGUAGAUCACACAUGCUCUGUUCAAUGGCUUUCUUUGACCUGAAGCGCAGACACAAAUCGGAAUUUCUCAAUCAUGAUACAGACGGACGUACUGUCUGGAUCCACGAAGAUAGAGAUAUCUGGCGAGAUGUCAAAGCUUUAGAUUCAGCUGGCUAUUCGCAUUACUUGUCAUAUUCCAUUGGAGCUAAUGGGCGCGACGACAUGGUGCUGGCUGGUUUAGUCAAUGACUGGAUUGAUCUCGGACCUGACUUGCGCUACCAGGAGUGCAAUCAAUCCAUUUUUGCGCUCACUCGAGGAUCAUUGACAAUUAAAGACCUGACAAAAUGCUAUGAACAGACGGUGUGGAUGCUAAGCGCGAGUUUUGACUCAGAAGAGCGACGUGUGGUGCGUAAUGGCAUUGUCGGAACCCUUGCGCAGCAAUUGGAUCUUUACCAAAUUGGAAAUCUCGCCGAUUGCUAUGCUUCGGAUUUCACGCCGAGGACAUUAUCUGACGCCAAAGUGAUAUCUAUUCCGCGUCAAGACUAUUCACAUCACGUCCGGGUAAAGAAAGUCGAACACAAAGGUUCAAUUAUGCUCCAAACAACAGUUUGUGACGCCGUCAAAUCUGAACUGAUCCCAGCAUCCGUCAUCGACUACUAA
Botrytis sinoallii is the source of this 987-nucleotide messenger RNA. RefSeq lists its product as uncharacterized. The coding region runs from base 1 to 987 and encodes 328 amino acids. NCBI's taxonomy places the organism in Eukaryota, Fungi, Ascomycota, Leotiomycetes, Helotiales, Sclerotiniaceae. The record is from RefSeq and is a predicted model, not a curated record. The transcript is spliced from 3 exons.